Durotheca rogersii is the source of this 2057-nucleotide messenger RNA. Its product is annotated as alcohol oxidase-like protein. The transcript is spliced from 4 exons. Gene Ontology annotation, molecular function: oxidoreductase activity, acting on CH-OH group of donors; flavin adenine dinucleotide binding. The coding region runs from base 91 to 1884 and encodes 597 amino acids. The record is from RefSeq and is a predicted model, not a curated record. NCBI's taxonomy places the organism in Eukaryota, Fungi, Ascomycota, Sordariomycetes, Xylariales, Xylariaceae.
ACGAGAGGUUCCUACCUGUCGUCUAAUAUCCUACGCAAGCGUGAACAAUUUACUCCUAACGUUUAAACCGUCCUCCAAUUCCGCACCGCCAUGCCGCUCUAUCAGGAGCUUCCGGACGGCAUUGAUACCGUGGAUGUAAUCAUCGCCGGAGGCGGAACGGCAGGCUCUAUUGUGGCAUCCAGACUUUCCGACUCGGACCCGGACUUGUCCGUGCUGCUGAUCGAGAGAGGUGCUAACAAUGAAGGAGAUCCCCUCAUCAGCUAUCCGGCCCUGUACAUCAAUCAUGUCAUGCCCAACAGCACUAGAGCGCAAUUCGUCAAGGGAAAUAAGUCUAGCCCUCUAGCAGAUCGGGAGCCCAUUCUCCCUGUCGCCAGCGUACUUGGAGGGGGCUCCUCUAUCAACAUGCUCAUGUAUAGUCGAGCUCAGCGGUCUGAUUUGGACGCUUGGAAGACUCCCGGAUGGUCGGCUGAGGAUCUUUUGGGUCCGAUGAGAAAGCUCGAAACGUAUCACGGUCGAGGUCCGAAAGAGCAGCACGGAUUCGACGGCCCGAUCCAUAUUUCCGAGGGGACACACCGGUCUUUCAGGCUUCAGGCCGAUUUUCUAGAUGCCAUUGCUAGAGUUGGUUGGAAGGAAGUCGAAGAUUUGGCAGACCUCAACACCGACAACGGGGCGCAGCGAGCACUGAGCUACAUCUCCCCUGCCGGCAAGAGACAGGACGCAGCCACUUGUUAUCUUCAUCCGCGCCUGCAGGAUGGCGCGCACCCCAACUUGCACGUUCUCGUGGAAUCCAAGGUUGUCAAAGUCCUCUUUGCCGAGAAUAAGGCCUCCGGCGUCGUCUACCAGCCAAAUCAAGGCUCGGCGGCUCGCACAGUCCAGGCUAGGAAGAUGGUAAUCCUUUCUAGCGGGGCCAUCGGAACCCCUCUGAUUCUGGAGCGAUCUGGGGUGGGCGAUCCGGAAGUUCUGAAGCAAGCGGGCGUGGAAGCUGUCGCCGAUGUCCCAGGAGUCGGCGUCGGGUACGAAGACCACAUCAAUUCUACGGUCUCCUACAAGUCCAGCUUAGAAGUGCCGGAAACUCUAGAUGGGCUGGCCAAUGGCAAAUUCGACAUCCCGUCGAUGAUCGCGAGCAACGACAAGAUUCUAGGGUGGAAUUGUUUGGAUGCUACUUGCAAAGUUCGGCCCAACGACGCUGAUGUGGCCGCGCUGGGGCCCGACUUUCAGAAGGCGUGGGAUGCCGAAUUCAGGAGCGAGCCAAAGAAAUCCAUGGUCAUGCUGACUCUUAUUGCCGCCAAUUCCAACGACCCCUUUUCGGUCCCAGUGGGCCAAUAUUUUUCCACCUCAGCCUUCCUCACUCACCCGUUCUCCCGCGGCUAUGUACAUAUCACGGGUCCUAAACUAGAUGAUGAUAUCGAUUUCGACAUCGGCUUCUUCUCGGAUGACGGGGAUAUUGAUCUAAAGACAUGCCGAUGGGCCUACAAGAAGCAGAGAGAAAUUGCACGUCGUAUGGGCGUCUAUCGGGGGGAGGUGGCCCUCUUCCACCCCCUCUUUCCCCCGGAGUCCCAAGCCGCCUGCGUCGACGUUGACGGGCCCUUGCCCAGCGACGUGGCCGAUAUCAAGUAUACGGCCGAAGACGACGCCGUUAUCGACGAAUGGCUGCGCAGAACCGUGGCUACUACUUGGCAUUCCAUGGGAACCUGCAAGAUGCUCCCACAGAAAGAAAAGGGGGUGGUGGACGCGAGUCUCAGCGUCUACGGCGUGACGGGCCUCAAGGUGGCAGAUCUAAGCAUCGCACCCCACAACGUCAGUGCUCACACUAACAACCUGGCGUUGUCUGUUGGUGAGAGGGCUGCCGAGAUCUUCAUCGAGGAGCUGGGAAGGAGGAUUUGAUCCUAGUUCGAAGGAUUCGGUUCCGCAGUCUACAGGGUUUAUCAGUGUGUGCAGGGGCAUGACAGGGGUUCGCCGGCUUACAGGGGUUUAGAGCAGUAGUUAUCUCACUCCUUUGUUGGACACGUUACACACUCCCUUGUUGCUCCGUAGAUGCGUAGAUGUAUUCUUGCCGU